CCCAUCUCAAAUGGCCAGCAGUAGCAGGCGGUCAGUGUUGAAAACGCAACGCACGUCACAUUUCUCCACAACCUCCCGCGAGCUUCUCACUUUCAGUUUGCGCUUUGCAACUUCGAGGUUGUCUCUGCGUUUCCGCUGGUGUCAUGUGAAGAUAAUGAUGCUUUAAUGUAACUAGUUCUCGAUGUUUGUCCUGAUCUUCAUCUCGAGACGAGAGUUUUGGUGGGUUUAUCGCUGCGCGUGCUGUUUGGAGAUGCAGAAAACAUCACCUAUGUCACUGUCACUGAGUGAUUGACCUACGGAAACACUCUCAUGUCUACACUUACAGCCAUAAACUAAUGAGUAACUUAAGGAGGGCCAAUCAUUGGAGAUCUUUAAAAAAUUGAUGUUAUUGGACAGAGCAAAGAAGAUUAGUCAUUGUGCGACCUUGAGAGAUGGAGUUGACCAUUUCAUUCUGCUGACCUACCAGAGACCUCUCCAAGGUGAUCAUUUCACAAGGAUUAAUGGCAUGUUCUCUUGUGGUCAUGUCUUUGACCUCUGAGCCCUCCGAGAGGUUAAAACACUAGCCAUGAAAUGUGGUAGAGACAUGUGACAUGUCAGGCCCACCAUGCUAGACCAGAGUGGGCUACAGUGUUACUCUCCCUAUUCAAUACAUGAAAGCAAAACGGAGACCUUUUGACUUUUCAGUCUCAUUUUUAAACAUGGCUUGAGUUUGGACCGUAGAAACUUUUUUCAAUGAUUAUAUAAGUCUCAGAGGAAGCGAAGAGACCAUGUGUAACAUCUCAACCUCGUGCAAUGUUGCCUCGAACAUAGACCAGUUCUUUCAGCCGGCGCUGUAUAUUAUAGUCAUCGUCCUUGGCUUCCCCACUAACUGCAUGGCCCUGUGGGCCGCGUAUAUGCAAGUCAGGCAGAAGAACGAGCUGGGGAUCUACUUGAUGAACCUCUCGGUGGCUGACCUCCUGUAUAUUGCUACUUUGCCACUUUGGAUCGACUAUUUCGUUCACCAUGACAACUGGAUCCACGGGCAAGAGUCCUGCAAGCUAUUCGGUUUCAUCUUCUACACCAACAUCUACGUCAGCAUCGCCUUCCUCUGCUGCAUAUCUGUAGAUCGUUACUUGGCGGUGGCUCAUCCCUUGAAAUUCGCUAAAGUGCGCAGGGUCAAAACAGCCUUACUGGUCAGCGCGGUUGUAUGGAUAACCGAAAUAGUGGCUAACUCUGCACCUCUCUUCCACGACGAACUCUUCAAGGAUCGAUUCAACCACACCUUCUGCUUCGAGAAGUAUCCCAUGCAGGACUGGGUGGCUGGGAUGAACCUUUACCGCAUUUUUCUCGGCUUCUUGGUGCCUUGGGGUGUGAUGCUGGCAGCGUACAGAGGCAUCCUGAGAGCCGUGCGGGGUAACGUCUCCACUGAGCGGCAGGAGAAGGCCAAAAUCAAGAGGCUGGCCCUCAGUUUGAUCCUCAUUGUCCUCCUCUGCUUCGCUCCCUACCACGUCCUCUUGUUGUGGCGCAGCGUGCUCUUCCUCAGCAACCCCUGCGACUGUGGCGCCGAGGAGAACUUGUUUGGUGCUUAUCACGUGACUCUGGCGCUCACCAGCCUCAACUGCGUGGCGGACCCAAUCCUCUACUGCUUUGUCAACGAAGGGGCCCGUCAUGACGUGGGCCGGGCCCUGUCCACCCUCUUGGGUCUCUUCCAGCGAGGCCAAAGCCCAGAGGCGCUUAUGGGGGCAUCCAUCACAGUAGAGACGCCCCUGGCCAUGAAGAAGCCUGAUUUCUACAGUGAAGUCAAAACCAAUGCCUAUAAAACUGACAUUGAAGUACUCAAAGACGAGUGCCUUCAAAUGACAAUUCUCAGUGUUAAAAAGUAAAGUUAUAUGUCAAUGUCAAUAGCAAAAUAUUAAACCAAGUGCAAUUUUGAAGCCCAAAGAAUACUUCAGUUUUGACAUGAACGCAUAGUGUAUGUGUACAGCAUGUGAAACACUACACAUGUGCACUAGAAAGUUUCAUCUUUGUCCAGUGUCUAAGCUAU
Molecule: messenger RNA, 2023 nt
Organism: Pimephales promelas (fathead minnow)
Lineage: Eukaryota; Metazoa; Chordata; Actinopteri; Cypriniformes; Leuciscidae
Source: RefSeq, a predicted model, not a curated record